AUGGCAGAGCGAGCGGCCAUGAGGCUGCUGAGAGAGCAGUUAGAGGAGGCUUGGUCGGUCAAUGAGCACUUGGUUGAAAGGAUCGAAGAAUUGAAGUCGAGAUUGGCGCGGUACGAGAAACCAAAAGGGCAGGUCGGUGACCAUUCGACCGGUGCAACACAUUUACACACGCACGAUAUGCCUCGACAAAGUGCACGCGUUUUUCGGUGGCCAAAACAACCGAGCAACAAAAGAGUUAUAAAAAUUCGUGACAAGGUGUCUGAUUUUGAUGAUGAGGUUAUUACAACGCCAGUUCGUACAGUGUAUCGGUCUGCGAAGCCAUUAGACAGCAGUUCUUCGUCUGAUUCCGGCUACAGUUCACCUAACCGUCAAAACAUGACGGUUCCAGAUAUCCUGGACGACACGAUUAUGUCCAAAUUUGACAGCAAUACUGAGUUGAACACCACGCCAACGAGCAAGUUACAGCACCGGAAUGCUACACCUGCCAAAAUCUCGAAACCAACCAUUCCCAAUAUAUCGCCUGUACCGAAACCUAUUCGAGUAGAAGCGACCAGUACAGGGGUAAGAGUAUCGACGAGGUCGUCGCGUCCAUCGUCAAGAAGACGAAUAGUCAAGGCUGUGCUGCCUGACGAGACAACUGUGAAUCAGUCAGGGGUCAUUUCAGAUUCACCAGCAAGGGCCAAGCGGCAAAUGUUUCGUAUUUAA
Molecule: messenger RNA, 705 nt
Organism: Wickerhamiella sorbophila
Lineage: Eukaryota; Fungi; Ascomycota; Dipodascomycetes; Dipodascales; Trichomonascaceae
Exons: 1
Coding region: 1-705 (234 amino acids)
Source: RefSeq, a predicted model, not a curated record